This is a messenger RNA of Calliphora vicina (urban bluebottle blowfly), 1100 nucleotides long. Its product is annotated as alpha-tocopherol transfer protein-like. Gene Ontology annotation, molecular function: phosphatidylinositol bisphosphate binding. The record is from RefSeq and is a predicted model, not a curated record. Lineage: Eukaryota; Metazoa; Arthropoda; Insecta; Diptera; Calliphoridae. Bases 122 to 991 code for a protein of 289 amino acids. Gene Ontology annotation, cellular component: membrane. The transcript has 6 exons.
UUGAGUGAACAAGUGUAGUUUAUUUAUUACUUUAUUAAAUUUUAUUUGUUAUUGUUCAUAUGUAGUUUUUAUCAAAACUAAAUUCAAAGAAACAUAUAAAAAUUUGUUCAAAUUAGUCACUAUGACAAGUGAAAUAACGAUAUUGCAUGAAAAACUGGAACAUUUGAAACAAUGGUUUAAAGAAAAUCCAAAAUUACCCACUGAAAUUAACACGACCCUAUUAAGACGAUUUUUGAAGUGCAUGAAUGGUGAUAUAGAAGAUACUAAACAAUUGUUGGAGCUCAAUUAUCAAUUAAGAAAUAAAAAUGAACAUCUGUUUAUUAAUCGAGAUCCCUAUGAUGAAAUGACCCAGAAAUCAUUUCAGACAGUUGACAUGGUACCACUACCCGGUGUAACGCCCGAAAAUUACAAAAUCUUAUGUUUUCGUUUAACCGAGAAAGAUGUCAAAGCGCAAAAUAGCAUAGAGGAAUGCAAGGCAUUCUUUUUGGUGGCUGAUGUACGUUUUAUAUACUCUGAUGUGGAAGAAGAUUUUGCCAACGAUGCUGAAGUUGAGGAAAUGGAGUCUUUGGCAAGUGGUGAAAUUCAUAUUGUUGAUAUAGGCAACUAUAGUUUACGUCACAUGGCUUCCAUGUCACUGAUGACAAUGCGCACCUAUAUGAACUUCUUGCAGCAUGCGUAUCCGGUGCGUUUGAAGGCUAUGCACAUUAUAAAUUGUCCCACAUAUCUAAAUCGUAUGGUGGCCAUUACGCGACCAUUUAUACAUGAAGAUGUAUUUAAAAUGAUCCAUUUUCACACUGACGGCAUUGAGAGCCUUUAUGAACAUGUGCCUCGUGACAUGUUGCCUUCUGAAUAUGGUGGCAAGGCUGAAUCUUUAAGCGUUAUCAAAUCAAAAUGGUGGAAUAUAUUGACCAAAAAAAGAGAUUAUCUUGUUGAUCCUAAUCAAUGGGUUGUUGCUAAGAGUGAAACAAAAAGUGGUUGGUUAUGGUGGUAAAUUGUGAUAAAAUUGUUAGUUUAUAGUAUUAAAUAUUUGUAAUAGAUUUGUGUUAAUUGAAAUUGUAAUAUAUAAAUGUACAUAAAUAAGAUCUGUUUUUAAUAAAUAA